Erythranthe guttata (spotted monkey flower) is the source of this 2571-nucleotide messenger RNA. Lineage: Eukaryota; Viridiplantae; Streptophyta; Magnoliopsida; Lamiales; Phrymaceae. The record is from RefSeq and is a predicted model, not a curated record.
GUGAUCUUUUUUUUGAGAGAAAUAAUAAUGGGGUGCCUUUGUUCAAAAGGAUCCAUUGUGAACGAUUACGUGGCCGAAUACGAAAAGGAAAAAGAAAAAGAGCUACCAAAAUCUUCGGUGCAGCUGAUUCCUCCCUUGAAUAGAGAUCAAGUUAUAGGAGUAGGAAAUAAUCCCAACAAGAAUGAUGCUUCCCUUCAUUCAAGAUCACGUUCAAGAUCAAAGACAGCCUUAGAAUCGAACGUUGCCUCGGUCCCGCCUGUAAUCAUCGAAGAGGAUCCAAAGACAAUGAUCAUCGAACGGCCCAAAAACGGCCACCGGAGACAUUCGACAAUGGAUUUAGGAACCCCACAAAAAAUGUCGAGAAUUACGAGUAUGCCACGCGGCGCAAAUGGCGAGCAAGGAUGGCCCUCGUGGCUAGCUUCGGUUGCAGGGGAAGCCAUCAAAGGGUGGGCCCCACGAAGUUCCGAUUCGUACGAGAAGCUGAACAAAAUUGGUCAGGGUACAUACAGUAGUGUCUACAUGGCACGUGACCUAACGAAUGACAAAAUAGUGGCGAUGAAGAAAGUGAGAUUUGUGAAUAUGGACCCUGAAAGUGUUCGUUUUAUGGCGAGGGAGAUUUGUAUCCUCCGUAAGCUAGACCACCCUAAUGUGAUGAAGCUCGAAGCUCUGGUGACAUCUAGGGUUUCCGGAAGUUUGUAUCUCGUAUUCGAAUACAUGGAGCACGAUCUUGCUGGACUCUUAGCAUCACCGAAGGUUAAAUUUACUGAACCACAGAUAAAAUGUUACAUGCAGCAAAUAUUAAGCGGGCUAGAGCACUGCCAUAGUAGAGGUGUUCUUCAUAGAGAUAUAAAGGGUUCGAAUAUUUUGGUUGAUAAUAAAGGAGUUGUCAAAAUCGGAGAUUUAGGUUUGGCUACCUUUUUCGAGCCAGGCCAAAAGCAGCCAUUAACGAGCCGUGUAGUGACUCUGUGGUACAGAGCUCCUGAGUUAUUAUUGGGUGCAACUUCGUACGGACCUGAAAUUGAUUUGUGGAGCGUCGGUUGUAUUCUUGCUGAGCUUUUUGCUGGCAAGCCUAUCAUGCCUGGAAGAACCGAGGUGGAGCAAAUGCAUAAGAUAUUCAAGCUGUGUGGUUCACCUACAGAGGAGUAUUGGAUGAAGACAAAAUUACCACAUGCCACUAGUUUUAAAUCACAGAGGGUAUACAAAAGACGAGUUUCCGAUACAUUUAAAGAUAUCCCUUCAUCUGCAUUGGCUCUCGUUGAAGUACUUCUCUCGAUCGAUCCAAAACAGAGGGGUACUGCUUCUUCGGCCCUCAGAAGUGAGUUCUUUACUUCGAAGCCUCUGCCCUGCGAUCCAUCUAGCCUACCAAAGUACCCUCCUAGUAAGGAACUUGAUGCCAAGAUUAGAGAGGAGGAAGCUAAAAGGCGAAAAGAGGAGAGUGUCAAAGGGCGAGAAGCUGAAUACGAAAAGAACAAUUCAAAUAAACAGAAGGCCGUUCCAGAAGGACAGGGACAAUCAAAUAAGAGCACGAGUUAUAAGUACAACCCACAAGAGGACAGUGGAGCUGGAUUCCCGAUCGAGCCGCCAAGAGCAAAACUGAAAAACGGAUAUACUCAUUCUAACUCAGUGAUUCACCCCAACGCAGUAGGGUAUUCUUGGAGUAAAAAUAUGAAGGAUGACUCAGUUCACUCAGUCCAAUCUCAACACGGUGUACAACUCACAAGACAAGGUUCUCAAGGGCGUCGACCAAUAAUAGCAGACUCGUCGGAUUAUCGAACCAAGGCAAAUGUCAGAAGUUCUAAUAAUGACUCGAUAGGCUACGUACCUAAAAGAAACAGGAUCCUUUUCUCCGGACCAUUAAUGCCUCCAGGCGGGAAUAUGGAAGACAUGCUAAAAGAGCACGAAAGACAAAUUCAAGAGGCGGUACGCAAGGCACGUCUAGACAAAGACAGAACGAAAAAGAACUCCUAUGAUUAUGAUUAGUACUGCCAAAGACCAAAGUUGUCCUAAAAGAACUGCUGCAGUUACAAGUAGAACCUGAAAAUGUAUAGCACAAAUAGACAUGUGAUGUGAAUGCCAGUUCAUAAUGGAUCGUCGGGUACCAAAUGUGAAGCAGCUGAAAGCUACUGUCCGAUUGAGACUACAGAUUCAUGUGAAGAACUUCUGAAGUUGGUAAUAGAAGCAAGGGGGCGAACUCUGUUUUCUAAGUGAACUUGUAGUCAACCCGAUGAGGAGGUUCAUCUUUUGUAUAUUACAGCAUCCAUCGGUUUAACAUUGUAGAAACAAAAAUUCAUCUUACUCUUUAACAAAUAGCUUUGGAUUAGUAAAUGCCAAUUGAGUUGUAAGAUAACAUAUAUGGUUAUGGAGAAAGGUUUUUCAUAUGUGAAAUAUUCAACAAGCUUAUCGUGUGUGUGUGUGUGUGCGUGUGUGUGUGUGUGAGAGAGAGAGAGAAACAACAUAGACGUAUAAUCUGCAAAAGCAACAAUGAUAGGGAAAAUGUUACUAAUCGAACCAAAUUUCGAGCAAAUGCAUGUUACAAAUAGCUGCAACUUAAAAUCAAAUUUCGAAAAUAAA